CUCUAGUUUUAAUGCUCGAAGAGUUUGUCCCGUUUGCGGUUAAUUAUCGGUUGCUGUUCAAACUGCAAAUGUCCCCUGUCCAAAUACGCGAAUGCUAAACCGUGACCACACCCCCGCGCUCCGUGAAAAGCCAAUACAAUUCAAUCCCCGAGCGUGACGCAAGUGAAUUUCAGAUGGCCAAUGCCACUGUGCAAGUGUGAGUGCCGUGUGUGCCAAAUUGAGAUGCUUCUGAUAAUAUAAUUAGCGUUAAAUCGUCGUAAACAGUGCUUAGUGGGCCACUCAAAGCGGUAAUCUCGGAGUGCACAUAUAUACAUAGAAGCGACAAGAGCGUUUUACCUGAAGAAAUGACUACCACAAGUCAGAUGGAGAUGAACACAAACGGUGGAGGAUUGGAUUCCACCGCAGUCGUGUCCCCUUUGCCUGCUGGCAAUAGCUCUUGCCUAACGCCAGGCAUCCAGAGCGGAAACAGUGUCCAGAAAAAUGCCACCAUCGGCAUGGGUCCAAACAGCACACAGAGAGCUGUGGAUGCUACCAAGCGCAAGAAACUAAAGUCGCGUGCCGCAGCAGCAGCUUCGUCUUUGGCCCCAAAAAACGAGGCAACUGCGGCUCCUUUGAGUCAAAAGACAAACAGGACCGAGUUGAGCUACUCCAAGGAUCAUCUCGAUGCCUGGCUGGAGAACUGCUUGCGGGAUGCCACCAACGCCCAAUUGUCAUCUUCAUCUGAGUUCUUGGACUUUAUUCCGCCCACGGCACCAGCUCAUAAGCAAAUGUUUGUGAGUCAACAGCAGCAGCAGCAACAGCAGCAGCAGCAGCAGCUAAAACAGCAAUUCCAGCUGCAGAAGCAACAGGAACUUCCAAAGCGUUCGCAGCCAUAUGGAAUGGGACCGGUCACGCCCUUCAGCUUGGGCAUUCAACGCCACUCACAGCACUCCCUGAGUCAUCGAUAUCCGAUGCUGUUCCCGCCCCAGAACCUUAAUGGCUAUGCUUUGGGCUACGGCGGUGAUGGCGGCCAGGAGUUUGCCAGCUUGCCACCGCUGGUCAACAUGAUGGGCGGGGCAGGAGGCACUGGCUCCGAGCACGGACCGAACUCCACAGAUGUGCUGGACGGAAGCGGAAGCAAUCCGAACUUUAGCCGGGGGUUUCGUUUCAGCGAUCCGUGCCUGCUGAAUCCCUCCGAUAACGACUCCAAGUUGAGUGGUCAGAACACUCCGGAGUGUCGAAAUGGCAACAACAAUGGCAGCGGAUGCGAUCUGGCCCAGCAAAACAAAUUCUUUGCGGCAUUGAUGGAACAAAUAAACAUACUGCACGACACCAAUUCCAAGAUCUGCCGCAAUUUGCACGAAACAAAAGUCGAUAUCGAAGCUUUAAAGCACGCCCCAAAUGGCCAGCCCUGGUCGGCGGUCGGCUCGGGGGGCAUGCGGCACCGUAGAGAUAGCUUGAGUGGAUUGAGCACACAAAGUCAGCCCCUGGUGUUUGGCGGCGGAAUGGGCGGCGGCACCCACAGCCCGGCGCCCACCUUUCAUUCAGGCGCCUACACACCAGGCAUGAUGACCGACGUGGUGCGGGAGGUAAAGGAGGCGGCGCGCGUCCGCGAAGAUGCCCUGCUCAGUCGGGUCAAGUCAAUGGUCGAGGAGCGACAGUGGUCCUUGAACGAGGGUAACGUCCGAAUCCUGCGGGAUAUAGAUGAUCUGAAGGCCCACGUAAUGCAGUUGCGUCUGGAGAGAAAGGAGACAAACAAACGCCUGUCGCAUCUGGAGGCUGAGAACAAGUGCCUGCGCCAAGCGCUAGCAGGUUGCUAUAGCCAGCGGCAGUCUUACCAUGAUAUCAUCUACGAAAAUGAUCGCGCCCGCGGAUCCCGAAAGCCCUUCCCGAACGGAGGUGGCGGCGGAUCGCUUGGUGUCCGACGGGCGCAGUCCUUCAACCUGCACUACGGAACGAUGCACCAGACGCCAACACAAGCCACACACUCGCUGGAAGAGGACGACGAAAUCGUGGAGGAACAGUUGCUGGAGCAGGCGGCGAUGGAUGGUGAGGACCAGUCGGAGACGGCCAACAAACGAUUGUCCUGCUCGAGCAACGAGUCGCGUAACAAUGGCCUGCAGAAUGCCUCAACGACAACGCUUCAAUUGUCGGCCAAUUCGUCACAGCAAUCAGUGCGGAGCGCUCCUACUUUCGCUCUCAUUUCGGAUCAGGUGAACCCGGGGCUGCCACCGCCACUGCUGCCGCGCAAGAAGGAGCACGCCCAGCUGAAGCGGGAGCUCAGCGAAGUGUCCGCCGCACGUAAGGAGGCAAAUCAACGUAUAAUUGCCCUUGAAAAAUUGGUUAAAGACCUAAGUGCCCAGGUGGCCAGCCAGCCAAAUUGGAACCCAAUCGCACCUGGCACAGCACCGGACGCAGCAGUGGCAACGAAAUUCAGCGUGGCGGACGGACCGAUAACAGACUUAUAGUUUUAGCCAUCAGCCUGCGGCUCGAAAGCAAAAGGCCAGCGACAGACAAUGCGUGUCACUCAGUUAUAGCAGCGGGAUCGACGGCACUGCACCUUUCGUUUCAAAAUUAUUUAUAACUCCAUAACCUGUGCAAAAGCUCUAAUUUAUCAGAUCUAAUGCUAUUGUCUAAACUAAUUAUUUCACCUAAACCACUAGUUGUAAAAAAUAGAUAUGUUACUAAAAUUCUUGGAUGGUUGAGGUGUUCAAAAAUAUAGUUUUCAAAUGUAGUUAUGUGUAGCUACACCGGAGUGAUUACGUAGUUUAUGGACGACCUCUAAGAAUUAUUAAACUAACUGAGAAAUCGUGUACCUAUUGCAAAGAACAAAAAUCAAAAGCUAGCAUGUAGAAUAAAUUAAACUUUAAUUGUGUUGAUCCACUUAGACAAGUGGAUAAGGAGUUGAAUUAAAUUGUGUAGUUGUUAACCAUAUUUGUUAAGUGCCAUUUGAUUAAACAGAAAAUACAUAAUAUAUUUGUAUAGAUAAAAACCA
Drosophila elegans is the source of this 2974-nucleotide messenger RNA. RefSeq lists its product as uncharacterized. The coding region runs from base 345 to 2447 and encodes 700 amino acids. The record is from RefSeq and is a predicted model, not a curated record. NCBI's taxonomy places the organism in Eukaryota, Metazoa, Arthropoda, Insecta, Diptera, Drosophilidae. The transcript has 10 exons.